UAGUCCACCUCGUGGCUUCUUCACAGACGCCUGCAUGAUAAUCCCAAUCUGUGGCCAUUAGUGCUCUGAGAGACUGAGUGAGGAGAGGGUUCACAGAGCGAGUGAGCUGAAUAGAGGAGGAGGAGCACCCGAGCAGGGAUGCACACACAGAGGGAAAAGAAGGAGCGAGAGCAUGAGAGAGCUUUUAAGGGAUUUGCCAGUGAUUUGUAGAAUCUCACUGCUGUGAUAUUGUACUUUUCCCCACCCUGCCCCACACUUGUCUUCAACUCUGCCAUGAUAUCAUACUAAAGGCUGAAAAAUCAACGUUUCAUUUUGGGUUUGGUGAAUCUCAAUUUCAAGUUUUUAGUGUGCUCUGCUAUUUUUGCAAGUGUGAUGAUAAAGGAUCUAUAUUUUGUGUGGAGAGGAGAGCCUUGCCUCUGAGAUAGACUCCCACUUUGGAGCAAAUAUGGAUAAGAGCACGUUUGAGGGAUAAAAUCAAGAUUGGUCCAUGAAGAAUGGGCAGGUGUCAAAGGUAGAAGGAGAGGUGUGGUGCUCCGAGUACCUCUGCUGUUCAGCAACAUGACAUCAGAAGCCUUCUCAUCCCAUCAGUGCAGCUGGCUCGGGAAAUUGUCCGGACUGUUGUGGAUGCUAAUGGUAGGGACCCUUCCGGGUUCGCGGGCCCAACAGGGCACCCAGCCUCAGUCUCUCAAAAUUGAGGGUGACAUCACCCUGGGGGGUCUGUUCCCAGUGCACUCUCGAGGGCCAGUGGGAGUGCCCUGCGGAGACAUUAAGAGGGAAAAGGGAAUCCAUCGAUUGGAAGCCAUGCUGUACGCCCUGGACCAGAUCAACAGUGAUCCGGAUCUGCUGCCCAACAUCACAUUGGGAGCCCGAAUACUGGAUACCUGCUCCAGAGAUACUUAUGCACUGGAGCAAUCGCUCACUUUUGUCCAAGCCCUCAUUCAAAAGGACACGUCUGACGUGCGCUGUUCCAAUGGAGAGCCUCCAAUCAUCCCCAAACCAGAGAGGGUGGUUGGUGUAAUUGGGGCAUCUGGCAGCUCUGUAUCCAUCAUGGUGGCCAACGUGCUUCGGCUAUUUUCGAUCCCCCAAAUCAGCUAUGCCUCCACUGCGCCGGAGUUGAGCGACAAUAGCCGAUAUGAGUUCUUCUCCCGUGUGGUACCUCCUGAUUCUUACCAGGCCCAGGCCAUGGUGGACAUCGUUAAAGCCAUGGGCUGGAACUACGUCUCAACUCUAGCAUCAGAGGGCAACUACGGCGAGAGUGGAGUCGAUGCUUUCCUCCAGAUAUCCAGAGAAGCAGGGGGGCUGUGUAUUGCACAGUCCAUAAAAAUUCCAAGAGAGCCCAGAACUGGGGAGUUUGAAAAGAUCAUCAAGAGACUGAUGGAGACAUCGAAUGCUCGUGGGGUCAUCAUCUUUGCCAAUGAGGACGACAUCAAGCGAGUGUUGGAAGCUGCCAAAAAGGCCAAUCUGACCGGCCACUUUCUAUUUGUUGGCUCUGACAGCUGGGGGGCCAAGAAUUCCCCCAUCCAAGACCAGGAGGAAGUGGCGGAGGGUGCCGUCACAAUCCUGCCAAAAAGAGCCUCCAUUGACGGAUUCGACCAGUACUUCACGUCAAGAUCUCUGGAAAACAAUAGAAGAAACAUUUGGUUUGCUGAAUUUUGGGAGGAUGACUUCAAGUGCAAACUAACACGGCCUGGCAUCAAAUAUGAAGCAGACAGAAGGAAAUGUACAGGUGAAGAAAGAAUAAGUCGAGACUCUCAGUAUGAACAGGAGGGGAAGGUGCAGUUUGUGAUCGAUGCAGUCUAUGCAAUGGCUCACGCCUUACACAGCAUGCACAUGGACCUGUGUCCCGGCUCGAUGGGCGUUUGCGACAAGAUGGAUCCCGUGGAGGGACGCAUGCUCCUCCAAUACAUUCACUCCGUCAAUUUUAAUGGAAGUGCAGGAACUGGUGUGAUGUUCAACGAGAAUGGAGACGCACCUGGUCGAUAUGACAUCUUCCAGUACCAGCUUUCCAAUGUCAGUAACCCUGGCUAUAAGGACAUUGGCCAAUGGACAAACAACCUCCGACUCAAUCCAGAGGAGAUGCAGUGGUCAGGCGGUGACCGCAAGAUCCCAGAUUCCGUGUGCAGCUUCCCAUGCGAGCCCGGUGAGAGGAAAAAGAUGGUGAAGGGCGUUCCCUGCUGCUGGCACUGUGAGCUUUGUGAUGGCUACCAGUAUCUUCUGGACGAGUUCAGCUGUGACAUGUGCGCCUUCGACAUGAGGCCCCUUAAAAACCGUACAGGGUGCCGGCCCACGCCCAUCAUCAAGUUGGAGUGGAGCUCUCCCUGGGCCAUAAUCCCUGUCUUCCUGGCAAUUCUGGGCAUCCUUGCCACCACGGGGGUGAUCGGCACAUUCAUCCGUUUUAAUGACACCCCUAUUGUUCGCGCCUCCGGCAGAGAGCUCAGCUAUGUGCUGCUGACGGGCAUCUUCCUCAUUUACCUCAUUACUUUCCUCAUGAUUGCUGAGCCCAGUGUAGCAGUGUGCGCUUUCCGGAGGCUGCUUCUGGGGCUUGGAAUGUGCAUCAGCUACGCCGCCAUGCUGACAAAAACCAACCGGAUCUACCGCAUCUUUGAACAGGGAAAGAAGUCGGUUACACCACCAAAGUUCAUCAGUCCGACUUCUCAGCUCAUCAUCACCUUCAUUCUUAUCUCCGUGCAGGUGCUUGGUGUGUUCAUUUGGUUUGGCGUGGUGCCCCCGCACACCAUCAUAGACUAUGAAGAACAGAAGCCUCCGAAUCCCGAAUUUGCCCGAGGAGUUCUCAAGUGUGACAUGUCCGAUCUGUCCCUCAUCCUGUGUCUGAGCUACAGUAUUGUUCUGAUGAUCACCUGCACAGUGUACGCCAUCAAGAGCAGAGGAGUUCCUGAGACCUUCAAUGAGGCGAAGCCCAUUGGCUUCACCAUGUACACCACCUGUAUCAUCUGGCUGGCCUUUGUACCCAUCUUCUUUGGAACUGCACAAUCUACAGAGAAGAUGUUCAUCCAGACUACAACCCUGACGGUGUCUAUGAGCCUGAGUGCCACAGUGUCCCUGGGCAUGCUCUACAUCCCCAAAGUCUACGUGAUCAUCUUCCACCCGGAGCAGAACGUACAGAAGCGAAAGCGUAGCUUCAAAGCCGUGGUGCAGGCAGCCACUGUGUCCACACACCUAUCGCAGAAAUCUAACGACAAACAGAACGGAGAGUCAAAGAUUGAGCCAGACAGGUCACAGUAAAAGAGACUCAAAUGAGAUAUUCAUCACAUGACAUCACAAGCGCUCUUACUGACAUGAUCAGUCAAACAGAAGAAAAGAAGCAUUUACAGCAUCUUGGGCGAUGUUCUCCCCCCUCCUUUUUAGCUAUGACACCAGCAAUGUUCCUAGAUUUCUUUAUUCUCCAUGACUAUUUCACUCUGGACCCAUCUGCUCUGAAGAGCUCACCUUGACGAAAAUGAUAAAAUUAACAGAACUUAUUGUGAAGGAACGUUAACUACCACAGCAAGGAUUUUUUUGUUUGUGUACACUAUUCACAAAAAGUUAGAGAUAGUCGACCUUCAGGUGAACUUUCACAAUGAACCUAAACACACUAUGACAUUCACAGGUGAACUUAGUUUGACCUCUAAACCUUUGAAUGCACAAGUCAAAUUUUCCAGUACCUUUGCACAAGUUGCUUCUCUCUAACGAGGAGCUGAAUGGCGAAAUUCACUCAUGAUUCUUUUUUUUUUUUUUUUAUUUCCAACGAUGUCCACUUCUGUGCCUUUUUGUGAUACUUCCAGUCUCUCCGUAUCUCUGUUGCAACCAGCUGAUGACACUCUUAAGCUCAGUGGCCAUUUCCCUUUGUGAACAUCCUGUUUAAAGCCUAACAAUGGCAUGGUACUGUUGAUCAAUUAAUAGGUGUUGUCUAGGUCUUGUGAUGUCAAAAUGUAAACUGCAUGAUGAAGAGGACUGCCUCAAUACUAAAUCCAAUCAGCCAGAGCGUGUUCAAUAAAUGGGCAUUCAAUCAAUGUGUGUGUGUGGGGGGGGGGGGGGGGGGUGUCACAUUUUAAUUAGAGAUGCACAAUAAUUAUCGGGGCGCUACAAUAUUGGGAAAAAUGACAUCACACUCAUCGGGUCCGAUACCACAAAAAACUGGACUGAUAACUAGUGUCGUAUAAUUCAACGGUGCGUUGGUUGCCACAGACAGCCUGCUGCAUUGGCUCCUGACAGUCAUGUACAACCCCAAUUCCAAUGAAGUUGGGACGUUGUGUUAAACAUAAACAAAAACAGAAUACAAUGAUUUGCAAACCAUGUUCAACCUAUAUUUAACUGAAUACACUACAAAGACAAGAUAUUUAAUGUUUAAACUGCUAAACUUUUUGGUUUUUAGCAAAUAAUCAUUCACUUAGACUUUUAUGGCUUCAAAUAUCUUGCCUUUUUAGUGUAGUCAAUUAAAUAUAGGUUGAAUAUGCUUUGCAAAUCAUUGUAUUCUGUUUUUAUUUAUGGUUAACACAACGUCCCAACUUCAUUGGAAUUGGGGUUGUAUAUUAUGACCAAAAUUCUUCACUUACAACACCAAAAACAGUCAAUAUCUGCAGUAAAUUAGCUUUUUAUUGCCAGCACUGAAAUUACGCCCAUCCAGUAACUUUGAGUUUGUAACUACGACACUCGCGGCAAGACCCAGUGGCCUACGAAGUAGCGGCCUUGCUUAGGAGCUCAAGCUUACAGAGGAGCAAGUGGGGGCGGUUUGGCCAUAUGCGGACGUACAAUUGGGCUAAGGUAACAAACAGCUAAACCUCGCAAACGCCGCUCCUACAGUUGUCCAGUGGAUAGUACUUUAAAUCAUCUACAAAUGGAACUAACAUCAAAACACACAAUGGGCCUCCUUCAUUGGGCAGGAAAAGCGCAAGUGCGUAUCCAUCAAUGAUGCGCCUCUAACGGCUUGCUCAACACCAACACUC
Molecule: messenger RNA, 4943 nt
Organism: Phyllopteryx taeniolatus (common seadragon)
Lineage: Eukaryota; Metazoa; Chordata; Actinopteri; Syngnathiformes; Syngnathidae
Gene: grm6b
Product: glutamate receptor, metabotropic 6b
Exons: 11
Coding region: 559-3243 (894 amino acids)
Biological process (GO): G protein-coupled glutamate receptor signaling pathway; regulation of synaptic transmission, glutamatergic
Cellular component (GO): membrane
Molecular function (GO): adenylate cyclase inhibiting G protein-coupled glutamate receptor activity
Source: RefSeq, a predicted model, not a curated record